AUAUUGACUUUUUAGUGUUAUUUGUGUUUAAUAUACAUUAUGAGGGCGAACUAUUUGAAGAGGAAAAACAUUCUAGUUAAUCUUCGAUAGCUAAUCUACUGCAGAACCAAGGAGGGCGUUCACUUUCGUCGCUGGUCUAUGACGUAAUAUGCAGCGACUUCAGCGCUCUAAACAGUGUCCAAAGCUCAAAUGGAUUAGCAACAGAUUCAAAUUGUAUAAAGAUGCCUGAACACUGCGUUUGGAUUUAAAGGUUUUGCUGACAGUUACAGUUCUUUGCCGGAGUCUGGGGAUGGAGUGUUCAGAUGAGAACCAGCCUAAUGAGAUGCCAGAAGAACAGAUCUGUGGCACCGAAGGUCACAGGAAGUCUCCAAAGAGACGGAGAGAGAUUAAGCGAAGUCGGCGGAGAGUGAACGGAGCGGAGCAGGCGUGUUCAGGGAGCGAGCUCAGAGGAGACUCCGAGUCACAUGACGCCUCUGAGACCAGCGAGAGCUCCACGAAGAGACUGGACAAGUGCAGACGAGCUCACUUCCUCCACGGCCCGUAUCCCAGCACACACUUCGGACCCAAAGCCUGCAUCCUGCCCAACCCGACCUCCAUCAUGCACAUCCAGGAUCCGGUGAGUCAGAGGUUGGUGUGGAACAAGCCGCCACUCAACGUCUUGGUGAUCCGCAAGAUCCGAGAUGAGAACCUGCUAGAGCCGUUUAAGGAGUUGUGCAGUUUCCUCAUCCAGGAGAAAGGUCUGAGUGUGUAUGUGGAGAAGAAGGUGGUUGAGGAUGGAGCUCUGAUGGCAGACGAGUCGUUCUCUAGCAUCAGGAGACAACUGUGUACCUUCAGAGAGGGGUUUGAUGAUAUCUCAGACUGUAUAGAUCUGAUAGUGUGUCUGGGAGGAGACGGUACACUGCUGUACGCAUCAUCACUCUUCCAGGGCAGCGUCCCGCCCGUCAUGGCCUUCCACCUCGGCUCGCUCGGCUUCCUCACACCCUUUAAUUUCGAGACAUAUAAGACUGAAGUGGACAAAGUGUUCGCAGGUAAUGCCGCUGUGGUGCUGCGUAGUCGUCUGAAGGUGAAGGUGAUGAAAGGAUCACUUCAGAGGGACCAGGAGAACGGCAGUGUUACACACACACACACAAACCCUGUCUCACUGCAGCUACAGGUGCUGAAUGAGGUCGUGGUGGACAGAGGUCCCUCCUCUUACCUGUCCAACGUUGAUCUGUACCUGGAUGGACGUCUCAUUACCUCCGUGCAGGGAGAUGGUGUGAUUGUGUCGACACCCACAGGGAGCACGGCGUAUGCAGCGGCAGCAGGAGCGUCCAUGAUCCACCCCAACGUCCCUGCCAUCAUGGUCACGCCCAUCUGCCCUCACUCACUCUCCUUCAGACCCAUUGUCGUGCCUGCUGGGGUCGAGCUCAUGAUCGCUCUCUCUCCAGACGCUCGGAACACGGCGUGGGUUUCCUUCGAUGGCAGGAAGAGACAGGAAAUCCAGCAUGGAGACAGCAUUAAGAUCACUACAUCGUGUUACCCGGUUCCGUCUCUGUGCCGUCACGGACUGGUGUACGACUGGUUCGAGAGUUUAGCAGAGUGUUUACACUGGAACAUCCGCAAGAAACAAACACACCUGAGCGAUGCCUCUGACUCCACCGACACCGACACCUGAUUCUCUCUCUCUCUCAUACACACACACACACACACACCUGCAUGAUGGUCUGUAAUAGUAAAGUGCUCAGAUGAUGUCAUUCUGUAUUUAUUUUAAUUACAUGCUUCAUUAAUGAGUGUGAAGUGACAUUCCAGUGUGUGGCUCAGCACCUCCUGUGGACAAAUUGCAGCACUGUCAAGAAAAAUUUUAAAUAAUAAUAAUAAGAUACAAUAAAAACCCGCACUGGAGCCGCACUCUGACCUCACACUUGUAAUGUUGAUAUUUAAAAAUGAAGAAUAAGAGCAAUAAAGUGACAAGCAGCUCUGAGUGA
Molecule: messenger RNA, 1964 nt
Organism: Ictalurus furcatus (blue catfish)
Lineage: Eukaryota; Metazoa; Chordata; Actinopteri; Siluriformes; Ictaluridae
Gene: nadkb
Product: NAD kinase b
Exons: 12
Coding region: 290-1654 (454 amino acids)
Biological process (GO): NADP+ biosynthetic process; NAD+ metabolic process
Molecular function (GO): NAD+ kinase activity
Source: RefSeq, a predicted model, not a curated record